AUGAAGGCAACCUCGUCUGCGAACGGCUCAGCAAAAGGGAGAGCGACUUCCAUAACCCCCAUUCCAUCCACCAACGGAACAACCACGCCAGUCGACAAGAAGGACACGUCAGAAGCCUUAGCAGCUUUGCUCGGAGGCGGAGGCAAGCCCGACAAGAAGCUCUACGAUGCGGAGCAGGACAGGAUAAAGGCUGAGAUAGACGCAGUGAACGUGACACUGUCUGCUCUCCGUGACAAAAUCAGCCUCUCCUCCAAAGGCGCAGGAAAUGACCGCCGCAGUGCACUCAUUGCCGAGCUCGAUAGUAUCCGCACCCAGCAGGCCGGCAGCAAAGCCUCUAGGUCGGAGAUACUAGCGCAAAACAAGGCUCUGAACGAGCAAAUUCAGAAAAAGCUGAAAGACCUGAAUGCCAGCAGGUCCAAGGUUCCCUUCAAGACGGUCGCGGAGGUAGAUGCCCACAUUAAGCAACUGGAGAAGCAAGUUGACUCUGGUACCCUGCGACUUGUCGAUGAGAAACGCGCCCUAUCCGACAUCUCACAAUGCAAGCGUCAACGGAAGACCGUCGAGGCUUUCGCGGCUGAAGAAGAGGUCAUCAACGAGCUGCGCCAAAAGUACGAAGAGUCCAAGAAAGAGCUCAACGAUCCCGCGGCAAAGGCUCUCUCCGACAAGUACGAGUCCAUACAGGCCGAACUCGACGAGCUGAAGAAGGAGGCGAACGAAGCAUACCAGAAUCGGUCAAAGCUCUUCGCUGAACGCGAGGUCAUCCAAGCGCAACUCGACGUCCUGCACACGGAACGACGCGAGCUGACGCGCCAAUUCAAAGAAGCUAAUGACCGUCACUGGAAUAAGAUCCACGAGGAUCGGGCCCGGAGGGCAGAGCGCGCCAAGGCACAGCGAGCAGCGGAGGAGGCUGAGAAGAAGAAAGAGAUCGCGGACCGUUUGCUCGAGGAGGCCCAAAUACCCGCCUUCCAAGUGCAGAUCGAGGACUGUCAGACCCUCAUCGACUCCUUCUCCGGCAAGAACACGGACAACACAACUCUCAAGAGCGUACCGUCAGAGAAGGCCGAGGUAGUUGGUGUGCCAAAGCUUGAUAUACGGAAAGUCGAGGCUCCCUCAGAAGGCCUUGUCGCUCGAAAGAAAAAGGGUGAUGACGAAGAAUCGUACUUUGUUGGAAAAGGCAAAUCUAAAGGCGGCAAGAAAGGCAAGACCAACGGUUCUUCGGAGCCUGCCACGCCAACCAGCAAUUCAUUGAACGUCCCCCUCGCCACACUCUCAGCUCUCCUUGCCCUAUCCAUCCCUCCCCCAACGUCAUCAUCAGAUGUGCCUCGUGUCAUCGAAGACCUCAAGACCAAGAAGGCAUGGUUCGAAGCCAACCAGAAGCGUGUGACUGCCGAAAACAUUGCGAAGGCCGAAGCAGAAAUCCAGCGCCUGACUAACGGGUCGUCGAAAUCAGCGAGGGUUGACGAAUCUUCUUCACCCGCACAAGACACGAUACCACCGAAUGGUACAGGCGAAGCUCCUCCCGAACCCACUCCCACACCCGCGGUAGGUGACGCAGAAACCACCGCUGUAUCGAGCGAAGAGGUCGUCGAUAAGUUGGAGAUUGUCCAAGAGCAGGAAGCUUCAUGA
Molecule: messenger RNA, 1626 nt
Organism: Pleurotus ostreatus (oyster mushroom)
Lineage: Eukaryota; Fungi; Basidiomycota; Agaricomycetes; Agaricales; Pleurotaceae
Exons: 4
Coding region: 1-1626 (541 amino acids)
Biological process (GO): intracellular mRNA localization
Cellular component (GO): nuclear outer membrane-endoplasmic reticulum membrane network; endoplasmic reticulum; ribonucleoprotein complex
Molecular function (GO): mRNA binding
Source: RefSeq, a predicted model, not a curated record